AUUGUAGCAUAACUUCAUGAAUGUACCGAGACGUACAACAAUAGCAACCACGAGUUGGAAGAGUUGUAGAUUCAUUUUGUGCUCCAAGUUGUCGUCCAGAAUCUAUGUCCAGAAGUAAUGCACCAAAAUAGUGGCAAGGACUGAAAUAGUGUGGGGUGACUAUAAUAGGUAUCCCAGCUGAUUUUCAACCCCAUCUUCUUCGUGUUCGUUCGUUGGGUGCCACGAUCAUUGCCAUUACCAUGUUCAUCGGUUGUGAUCGAUUGGGGGACUCCUCUUCGUUCAGCUUUGUGUCUCCAUGAGUGCCAGUCUUCUCGAUCCCUUGGGAGAAGUUCAAGGCCAUCAUGACCAAAGCUGUCUCCACGUGUUGGAUGGGAACAAAAUAUAAUGGCAUGAGCCUCACAUCCUCCUACCUCUUGCUGUCUUGGGUCUGGGCCCUCGGCUGGUUCGUGGGCACAUUGGGGGCUGAAGUGGCCAUUGACACGACUGCCGGCUCCAUUUUCUCGCCCAUCGUAACGGCCACGUGCAAAGCGGGUCAGAUGACCAUCAAGGUCGAGACUUUGUCCAACUUUGUCGGAGUGGUUCAAUCGCGCGACAUCAAAAUCCCACGAUGCUUCGGAUACGGUGAAAAUAGCAAAGUCACUUUUUUAAGAGUCAACAUGUUAGCCGAGAAAGAGGAUCAAAACUAUUGCGGUGUAUUUAUGCACAAGGAAUCGGACGAAUAUAGCAUCGCUAUUGCGAUUCGGGUCCACAAGACGCUGCAAACUGCCAAAGAUAAAUUUUACAUGAUCACUUGCGGCAAGGCGGGUUUUCAAAAUACCAGGAACGAGACCUCGGUGGUCAACUUAGAGCUCAUGGAUUCUGUUCAUGAUAAGGCCGUGGACCAGGUGACCUACGGUCGGCCGUAUCGAAUUCGCGCCCAUUUUUCUCGCCCGGACGGUACGUUAAGUCCGUCUCCCUCCAUGAGGAGAAUGAAGCAAAUUGUGUGCCCAUACGACCGCUUAUUUCGUAUUAGGUGCUUGCACUUUUCUAAUUGA
This is a messenger RNA of Tigriopus californicus, 1034 nucleotides long. RefSeq lists its product as uncharacterized. The record is from RefSeq and is a predicted model, not a curated record. Lineage: Eukaryota; Metazoa; Arthropoda; Copepoda; Harpacticoida; Harpacticidae. The transcript has 4 exons. The coding region runs from base 342 to 1034 and encodes 230 amino acids.